Messenger RNA from Salvelinus fontinalis (brook trout), 6241 nucleotides. RefSeq names its product BTB/POZ domain-containing protein KCTD3-like. The record is from RefSeq and is a predicted model, not a curated record. Gene Ontology annotation, biological process: protein homooligomerization. Gene Ontology annotation, molecular function: protein binding. The coding region runs from base 396 to 2981 and encodes 861 amino acids. Lineage: Eukaryota; Metazoa; Chordata; Actinopteri; Salmoniformes; Salmonidae. The transcript has 19 exons.
AUGCAAAAUAUUGGAUGCCAACCGCCAUUAAACCUCAUCUAAGAAGAAGAUCACAGCAUCGAGUAACCGUACGACACAGAAAACGAACCAGACCCUAAAAUAUACGCCACUAAAAACACACAUGGAUCUAUAGGAACGAGUAUAUCGGCGAAUACAGCAAAAUUAGACGCACCUGACCAUUACCACAAGGUUACACAUAGCCGUAGUUUAUGCUAGGUUAUGUAUGCAGGGAGAAUUGCAGAUGCUGCGUGGAAGUGAAAUCUUUUAUGGAGGCUUGGAAGGACGCGGGGAGCGAAGAGCCGAAGUGGGGAAACUGGAGAUUGCUACAACGUACUGGAAACAGUACAGCUUCUGCUGGCUACGAGUGACCCACGCGCACGGGACGGGGUGGAAACAUGGCCGCGAAUGGCAACAAUUUAACAUCUGGGAUGGGAGAAAUUAUCCAACUGAACGUUGGUGGGACACGGUUCAGCACCUCUAGACAGACUCUCAUGUGGAUCCCAGACUCUUUCUUUUCAAGUUUGCUGAGUGGGAGAAUAUCAUCUCUACUGGAUGAAACUGGAGCUAUAUUUAUUGACAGGGACCCAACAGCCUUUGCGCCCAUCUUGAAUUUCCUUCGAACCAAAGAGUUAGACUUAAGGGGGGUAAACAUUAACAUUCUCCGCCAUGAAGCUGAGUUUUAUGGGAUAACGCCAUUAGUGAGGAGGUUGCUGCUGUGUGAGGAAAUAGAACGUUCGUCCUGUGGCAGUGUUCUAUUCCAUGGAUACCUUCCCCCUACAGCUCUCCCAGCCCGUAACUCCAGCCCUACCCCUGCAGCCUCUGGCCUUGCCGCUGAGGAUCGGCCUGGUCCUAGCAGAGCAGAGGGGGGGUUCUCCCAAACCUGCCCCCUCCACCCCUCCCUUCCCGGACCCCCUGGAGCCGAGGGGCCACACAUUGCAGGUGCUGUGGUGGAUCCUAGGAAGGUGCUGAUUGUAGCUGGACAUCAUAACUGGAUCGUAGUGGCUUAUGCACACUUUGUCAUCUGCUACAGGAUAAAGGAGUCGUCAGGGUGGCAGCAGGUGUUUUUUAGCCCCUAUCUGGACUGGUCCAUUGAGAGAAUCGCUCUCAACGCCAAGGUGGUAGGUGGUCCCCAUGGCGAUAAGGACAAGAUGGUGGCAGCCGCCUCCGCUAGCAACAUCAUCCUCUGGAGCAUCCAGGACGGAGGGAGCGGCAACGAGAUAGGUGUGUUUAGUCUGGGUGUACCAGUAGAUCAUAUGUUCUUCAUUGGGAACCAGCUAGUGGCCACCAGUCACACGGGGAAGGUGGGGGUCUGGAACGCUGUCACACAGCAUUGGCAGGUGCAAGAUGUAGUUCCCAUCACCAGCUGUGACACAGCUGGCUCCUUCCUGCUUCUGGGCUGCAACAACGGCUCCAUCUACUAUAUAGACAUGCAGAAGUUUCCUUUGAGGAUGAAGGAUAAUGAUCUGUUGGUGACAGAACUGUACCACGACCCAUCUAACGAUGCUAUAACUGCCCUGAGUGUCUACUUCACACCCAAGACCAGUGUGAGUGGUAACUGGAUAGAGAUAGCGUAUGGGACCAGUUCUGGAGCAGUGAGGGUCAUAGUCCAACACCCUGAGACAGUAGGCUCUGGACCUCAGCUCUUCCAGACCUUUACUGUCCACCGCUCCCCUGUCACCAAGAUCAUGCUCUCUGAGAAACACCUUGUCUCAGUGUGUGCGGACAACAACCAUGUGCGUACGUGGACAGUGACGCGGUUCCGAGGCAUGAUCUCCACGCAGCCUGGCUCCACCCCCCUCGCCUCCUUUAAGAUCCUCUCAUUGGAGGAGACUGAGAGCCACGGCAGCUACUCAUCAGGCAACGACAUUGGUCCGUUUGGGGAGAGAGACGACCAGCAGGUGUUUAUUCAGAAGGUCAUCCCCAUCACCAACAAGCUGUUUAUUCGCCUCUCCUCCACUGGGAAAAGGAUCUGUGAGGUGGCGGCAGUGGAUGGGACCACCAUCUCGUGUUUCACGGUUAGGGAGUGUGAGGGUUCUAGCAGGAUGGGUUCUAGACCCAGGAGGUACCUGUUCACGGGCCAUGGCAAUGGCAGCAUUCAGAUGUGGGACCUCACCACCGCUAUGGACACUGCCAACAAGGGAGAAGAGAAGAAGAAAGAUGAGGUGGGCGGGCCAACAGAAGAGGAGCUGCUUCAGCUAUUGGACCAGUGUGACCUCAGCACCUCCCGCUGUGCCACGCCCAACAUCAGCCCCGCCCCCUCGGUGCUGCAGCCCAGCCGUCUCCGAGAGUCCUGCUCCAGCCUCCAGCUGCAGGCCCAGGAUCCCAUUCCAGAGAUGGCUACCUACGGAGCUCUGCGACCCUACAGAGAGAGCCCACUGCUGGCCCGAGCACGGCGCACAGAGUCCUUCCACAACUACAAAGACUUCCAGAACUUCUCCCUAGGGAAAGGCCUGCUGGAGAGCCCUGAACAGGCUCCAGGACAGGGGGCACGCCCAGGUACAGAAGCCAGAACCCGGUCGCUGUGUGAGGCUGGGGGAGAGGAGGUGGAGAGGAGGGGCUCUGCCAUGGAGCUCUGGGCUAGCCGAACCACAAAUGCCGCUUACGCUAAUGUCGUUGCUAACGAUGCUGUGGUCAUAGACGCAGCUGAGGGUAUCACAGAAUCGCCACGGCAACCGCCUGAGAGCCCUGGUGGAGACGUUCGUCGAAGGGUCCAAUCGGAGGAGGAGGAGUGGGCGGGGCUUGGAUCAGGGGCGAAGGCUAGGUCUGAGGUGAGGAGGAAGGCAGGGUUUGAGGGAGGGUUGUUUCUGGGCAGGAAGAGGCCACCUCCCGUCCCCCAGCUCUCCUCGCUGUCCUCGGGGGUGUUCUCAGGGGGAUGCGGUGACUCCUCCUCCACCGCCUCCCCCUCCCCCACUAAGCUGGCCUCCACUUCCCCCCAACGCAGGAAGUGCAGCGAGCCGGCCAAUCAGGACAGCAGCCUGUGAGUGAAGGACAGCUCUGAUGCAGACACGCCCCUUGUGUUUGUCAGUCAACAGCUUCAGGUAGAAGUUACCCCCGUAAACACUGAUCUAGGACCAGCCUACCCUCCACAACCCUAACCAGUAGGAGGAACUGGCCUUAGAUCAGUGUCUGAGGGCAACUCCAUCUCACAGGCAACACUCAUGUAUGACAUCUCAAAAGAAAGCCCUAUAUUCUCAGUCAAGAGGAAGAAAUUUGACGCAGCCUAAGGAUCAUGACUUUAACCCUUUAUAUAUCUCCAUCAUUGCUAGUAUCUGGUAGCUACACAAUUAAUAAUAAUAAAUCAUUUGGUGGGUGCUUAUAUUUGUUCUAACGUCAUACAUGUACAAUACUUGUGUGUGAAUUGGACAUGUGUUUUUUUCAUAUCCCAACUCUCCGGGAGACGCCCUUGGAGUGUGGGGUCACGGCCAGGAUGCACCUCCAAUGUUUGAUCCAAUAGUCCCUCAUGACAUCAUUCAGACUUUUUGUGUUGGAUGCAUGUAGUUUACAGACUGUUAACAAAGUGCUACAUACGUUUAUUUCCCCCUUGUGGUUGUGGUCACUUUCCCAAACUCAUAGUUUGGGUUCACAGAUAGUGAACCUUCACACAGUCAUGCUGUUCUACCAGCCAGUAGCCAUGUGUGUUGUGUUUAAGACAUGAAUGAAUUCAACACUACACAGUAAAUCCCUUUAUCUGUACUUCUUUAUCGAAACAGACCGACGUCUCAUGCUGAAGAUCGAUGUGACUUUCCAUGGUAUUGUUUCUUUAAAUGUGAAGAGGAUUACAUUUUGUAGUGUCUUCUUUGACAUUAUCUAAGUAUCCCCCUGUCCUGUGAUGGAGAGAGGAUCUAGAGUUUUAAGGGCAGAUUCAAUCAGAUAGGCAGCAGCAUAGCGUUGUUUUGGAGGUGUCGGAGGUGGAACUGCGUUAGAGCUGUCAGAUCCACAAGAGGCUCGUUGCGUUAACUGCCAUUGGAUGCAACGAAACCACACCAGACUAUAAUCCCAACAAAUCCCAUGUGGCCACGUUAAAGUUCAAACACUCAAAUUAGACUAGUGGGAAUAAAUCCCCCAUCAAAUGAGCAUGAAAACAUGCAUCAGUCUCACAUCAAUGACAUCAGUAAUUAUUUUUAACAUGAUAAAAGCCUGCACUUUCUAGUAGCGUUUUGAACCUCUAACACAAAGGGAUAAUAAGGAAGGAGAUUGACAGGAGCAUCCGCUCACCGAUAUGCCAGCUCAUACCGCUUGUACACCUCCAACACUCAGGCUGUAUCACAACCACCCGUGAUUGGGAGUCUCAUAGGGCGGCGCACAAUUGGCCCAGCGUCGUCCGGGUUUGACCGGUGUAGGCUGUCAUUGUAUAUAAGACUUUGUUCUUAACUGACUUGCCUAGUUAAACAUAGGUUAAAAAGAAAUCUGCUAUGUCGGCAAACACUGGUUAAAGCUCCAUCUGAUUGAAUCCAGGCCUUGGACCUGUCCAGUUGUCACAGGUUGGAUAGCUGCUAUUAUUGUCACUCCUGUCACCCAACGAUAGCUUUCAGAUGGAGAAAGAGAAUAGGGGAGGGAGAGAGAGAGAGAGCAAGAGUUAUCAAUGGAGCCCAUCCUUUAGUUCCCUUCCUAAGACAUCCUCUACCCCAUCACUAGACCAGACCUGGGUCAAGUACAUACAACUUGAGGUGCGCUUGAUUUAGCUUGUCCACUAAAAUGGAAUAAUCCCAAAAGUGCAAACUCUGCCCAACACUCUAAAUCAAGCGCACCCCUUGUAUUUGAAUGUACUGUAUUUGACCCAGGUCUGUUUUAGACAGAGAUGUUCAAUAAGAGAUGGAAUGUUGAACAUAUACAAAGAUGUACAUUUAAAUAAUAUGCAACCUGAUUAUACUGUAUAUUAAGAGUAUACCUACAAAAUCCAAACUAUAUAAGUAACCAUACUGAUGCAUUUAAUAUUUAUGUAACUAUCUACAUAUUUGCUGUUUGCGACAUGUCUGUUUGUUCUCAUAUAAUCUAUAUUGAUAUGAAUCAUAUUUUAUCGUACCUAAAUUGCAUUUGCUCUAUGAAGACUAAAUGAUGAUGUAACAUUUUAUUUGGUAUGAGAUGAUAUUUAGCCCUUUGAGGAAUAAUGCCUGUCCCUCUGUGUCUAAGGCCUGGAUUUAUUCCGAUCCACCUUAGAUCUGCCUUAUAGCGGAAUUUGACAUUAAAGGUAAUUUCCUAUUGAGCGGACAUAUGCAGCGUUUACCGUGAAUGGGGUUUCUGCGAAAGUGGGAACAUUGGCUUUAAAAGUUGUAUAGGGGGUGAUCAGAUUGAAUCUAUUUAAAAGUUGUAUAGGGGGCGAUCAGAUUGAAUCUAUUUAAAAGUUGUAUGGGGGCGAUCAGAUUGAUUCUAUUUAAAAGUUGUAUGGGGGCGAUCAGAUUGAAUCUAUUUGAAAGUUGUAUGGGGGCGAUCAGAUUGAAUCAGAUUGAAUCUAUUUGAAAGUUGUAUGGGGGCGAUCAGAUUGAAUCAGACUGAAUCAAUUUGAAAGUUGUAUGGGGUCGAUCAGAUUGAAUCUAUUUGAAAGUUGUAUGGGGGCGAUCAGAUUGAAUCAGACUGAAUCAAUUUGAAAGUUGUAUGGGGUCGAUCAGAUUGAAUCUAUUUGAAAGUUGUAUGGGGUCGAUCAGACUGAAUCAAUUUGAAAGUUGUAUGGGGGCGAUCAGAUUGAAUCAGAUUGAAUCUAUUUGAAAGUUGUAUGGGGGCGAUCAGAUUGAAUCUAUUUGAAAGUUGUAUGGGGGCGAUCAGAUUGAAUCUAUUUGAAAGUUGUAUGGGGUCGAUCAGAUUGAAUCUAUUUGAAAGUUGUAUAGGGGCGAUCAGAUUGAAUCUAUUUGAAAGUUGUAUGGGGGCGAUCAGAUUGAAUCUAUUUGAAAGUUGUAUGGGGUCGAUCAGAUUGAAUCUAUUUGAAAGUUGUAUAGGGGCGAUCAGAUUGAAUCUAUUUGAAAGUUGUAUAGGGGCGAUCAGAUUGAAUCUAUUUGAAAGUUGUAUUGGGGCGAUCAGAUUGAAUCUAUUUGAAAGUUGUAUAGGGGCGAUCAGAUUGAAUCUAUUUAAAAGUUGUAUAGGGGCGAUCAGAUUGAAUCUAUUUGAAAGUUGUAUGGGGGCGAUCAGAUUGAAUCUAUUUGAAAGUUGUAUAGGGUCGAUCAGAUUGAAUCUAGGCCUCUUCUCUUCUCAUAUUUACACUUUCACUCCAGCCAGAUACUAAAGAAAAUAAAUAGAUCUAUUUCUGUCA